AUGAUUGGUCUGUCUCAGGAGUUUUGCAACAUCUUCGCCACUCUACUACCUGGAAGCAAAGCACGCUUGUUUCCCCCGGAAAAUCAGUCUGUGUUGGACGGAUUGGAAAUCAAGGUGGCAUUCGGGGAUGUCUGGAAAGAGUCGUUAAGCGAGCUGAGCGGCGGCCAACGUUCCCUGGCUGCUUUGUCCUUAAUUUUGGCGCUGUUGUUGUUUAAACCCGCUCCAUUGUACAUUUUGGACGAGGUCGAUGCUGCGCUGGAUUUGUCACAUACACAAAAUAUCGGUCAACUGAUCAAACAUCACUUUCAGCAUUCACAGUUUCUCAUUGUAUCACUCAAAGAUGGAAUGUUCAACAAUGCUAAUGUACUGUUCAAAACCAAAUUCCAAGAUGGUGUAUCCACCGUGACGCGACAUGUUCCACUUCGAGUAGCAGGUGCAAAACAGACAUCUGAUGAGAACCGUGCUCCCGGAGAAGAUCGACAGCGGAAGAAGGUUCGCUAG
Messenger RNA from Echinostoma caproni, 501 nucleotides. Lineage: Eukaryota; Metazoa; Platyhelminthes; Trematoda; Plagiorchiida; Echinostomatidae. The record is from the annotation of a GenBank genome assembly.